AUGGCGCCGAAUUCGUUUUCUACGGCCUUGUCGCCGUUGUCCAUCUUGGCCUCGUCAACACCAUCGUCAAAGGCUCUUCUCGCUGCCGCCUACCUCUUCACAUCGCUCCCCAUGGCUCUCGGUCACGAACACGGCGUCAGCCACAUCCAGGAGGGCGAGACCGUCUCUCAGGAGCCAAUCGACACGACACUAUGGAUUCACAUCUUCAUCAUGAUGCUGGCCUUCGGCGUCAUCUUUCCCGUUGGCAUGGUCCUGGGAAUGACGAAAAACCGCUGGCACGUUCCUACCCAAGUCCUCGGUACUGCGCUUGCGAUCCUCGGUUACUUCCUCGGCCACAUGCACCGCGGUAGACAAUUUGUCCCGAGCAACGUUCACUCCGGCUUCGCGGGCUGGUUGAUGCUGAUGCUGGCUGUUCAGGUUGGUGUGGGAAUCUACCUGAGGCUGCAUCUCGAGAAGGGAAUCAAUGGAAAGAUUCGGAGAUUCAUCAAGCCUAUUCACAGCGUCCUCGGAAAGGCGUUCCCCGUCUUGGGUUGGACACAAUUCCUGUUUGGAGGAAUCACUUCUCUUGGGUUCUGCCAGGGCGACCACCUCGGCCAGUGUCUUGCCCACUUCAUCAUGGGCAGUGCUUUCAUCGCCUACGGCAUCAUCUUGACGUUGCUACUUGUUGUUGGUCAGCUGUGGCUCCGACGAUCCGGACGAUCCCAGGAAUUCUUCGACAGCAUUGUCAUUGCGGCGUGGGGCUGCGUGAACACCUUCACCGAGCAUCGCUGGGGUACCGAGUGGGUCAGGAACGACUGGCAGCACACGACCAUGGGCAUCAUUUGGUGGUGCGCCGGCCUGGCUGGUGUCUGGCUUAGCCGCGACCGCGACGGAAACCCCCAGCGAAACUUCAUUCCCGGUUUCGUCAUCUUCAUCACCGGCUGGGCCAUGUCCGCGCAUCCCCAGGAGCUGCCCAUCAGCGCCAUGACCCACGCAAUGUUUGGCAAGACCUUGAUGGCAGCCGGCAUUACUCGCAUCAUCGAGGUGGCUUUCGUGGUCAAGGACGCAAGUGGAAUGUCGCCCGAUGGACGCAAGACCAACAGUUUCCAGUACAUUCCCGUAUUUCUUCUGUACGCUUCUGGUUUUCUUUUCAUGGGUGCCACGGAAGAGCAAAUGCAACUCGUCGCCAACUCCGGCCUCGAUCACGUCUCGUACAUCCUCAUCCUUUACUCGUUCGCCUUCCUGGUGUUCCUCUUCACCAACAUGCUCAUCCACCUCUUCGACCGUAACGCGAACGUCGACGAAAAGGUCAACCUGGCCAACGGGGAGCCGGUGGCGAAUGGCCGCGCUGGUGAGCCACGUCAAGUGCGCGACGCUGAGGAGUUUGAGCUGGAAGGCUUGAUGAGCGAUGACGAGGACGACGCCCGGAAAGGUCUUCGUGACGACACGGAUGACGACCAAGGUCUGGGCAGCCCCAGCACGGUGGGCAAGAACAGUGAUCGGGUGGCGCGGUGA
Messenger RNA from Colletotrichum karsti, 1494 nucleotides. RefSeq lists its product as uncharacterized. Bases 1 to 1494 code for a protein of 497 amino acids. The record is from RefSeq and is a predicted model, not a curated record. Lineage: Eukaryota; Fungi; Ascomycota; Sordariomycetes; Glomerellales; Glomerellaceae. The transcript is spliced from 3 exons.